AACUCAUUUGUCGGUGCUACUCCCCCUGCUGAAUAGACGCGAUGGAGGAGAGUGUGGGCAUGACAGUGUCUGGCGGGAAUGAAGUUGUUAGAUCCUGCGCUUUCUGUUCGUCUAUUGUGGAUUAUAGAAUUGGGGAAUAUUGGAGGUGCCAGUGGACCAAGUCGGUGGACGAGGAGAUUCGAGAUUUCCUCUUCCACCAGCAGUGUACUGAUUGCGCUGAUUCCCCGAAAGCAUCACUCUACAAGGCGCUCCCGCCGUUGAGGAUCGAUUGGCCCCGGGUCCGCACCUGGUUGAAAGGGUGUGACAAAGAGCAUGGGGUCAAGUGUAACCCAGGGCCUCUUGAGUCAGUGCCACCUGGGUUUCGACUGAUCGAUACGCAAAAGGGAUGCUUAGUGGGAGCUUCUCCUCCUUGCACGUAUGCUGCACUGAGCUAUGUGUGGGGAGCCACGGCCAAUUCAUAUGUUCAGGCAACGAAAAGCACCAUUAAGGCACUGGAAACAGAAGGCUACCUAUUCAAGAAAUCUUUACCGGCAACCAUCAACGACGCUAUCUGUGUCUGUAGCCACCUACAUGUACGGUACCUCUGGGUUGACAGACUUUGCAUCGUGCAAGAUGACGGCGCCGUCAAGGAUGCCCAAAUCAAUGCGAUGGGCGAUAUCUACCGCCAUUCUUCUGUGACCCUGGUUGAUCUCGACGGUUCGGACAUGAAUCACGGUCUCCCUGGAAUGACGCAAGUCAGAGACACAGCCCCGAUGAUCUAUCAAACCCAGGGUAUGUGCUUGAGAGCCAUGCAUACAUCAUAUCAAAAUCUUGUGGAACAGUCGACAUGGGGCUCCCGCGGCUGGACAUAUCAGGAGGCCAUGUUAUCGCCAAAGUUGUUGCUAUUCUCAAACACCGGUGUGUUCUAUGAGUGUUCUGGAUAUGUCGAAGCUCUUCACGAAGAUCGGUUUGUGACAGGAUCAAGCGAAAGACCGUGUUUCAGUGGCGCGUCGUCCUAUAUAUACUCCGAACUAGUGAGGAAGCUCACGUGGAGGACCCUGACUUUUGAUUCAGACAUUCUCAAGGCUGCUUCUGGGAUUCUGCACUGGCGAUAUGGCUCGGAGCAUUACUUUGGCUUACCGUUCCGUGAGUUUACUUGGGGGAUGCUUUGGAGGGUCAUUUCUUUUGACGAGGAACCCGUAGCCAGGAUUCAAGAAGCAGAUAGUAUGUUUCCAUCCUGGUCGUGGUCCUCCGUAAAGGGCAUAAUUGGAACAAUUGAUGCUGUCAGGGGCUCGCUCUUACUAGGGGCAUGGGGGAUUCCGUCUACUGACCAUGAGGCAUCGGUGCGCAUCAUUCGGCCUUAUUCUGUCGGUGCGGAUUUCAUCCGGGGAUGGAAUAAUAAAACAAUCACCAAGGCGCUUGGAGUGAUCUUGGCAUGGAAAGGUGGCUGCUUUCCAGAACAUCUACCACCCAUGCUGAAUUUCAACACCACUUGGCGGCAGUAUUCAGAUAUGAUCACGUCCAAGUGGGCCUCAUUUGAUCAUUUUGUCGAGGAAGCACUCGGUGUGAACACAAUUCACCUGCAUCGUAUAUUUUCCUCCUCAUCUGUCGAACAUACUCGUCACCCCGGAGCCUUAUUGGCGAAUACUCAGUCUGUCCAUGUCCAAGUGGUAGGAUUCCCCUCGAGCCGUCAAUCUCGCCAAGUCAAAUUUGGCACCAUGAGCAAUGAAUCGGUAGUGAAGAUUAGAACUGACACCGCCACGGCUUGGGACUGGCUUUCCGAUAAUCACAGCAGGAAUCCUGAUGCCUGCUUUGAUCUCCUCGCUCUCUCUCUUUGCUAUUCCUCGUUCUAUAAGGGUUACUAUUCAGAACCGGACACCAAGCAAAACUUUUGGUAUGAUUCAAAUGAGGAUGUCCUUCGUUGGCGACUGGAUGAUCCUGAGUCAUAUAUGGUGAGAUUUGAGGUGAAUGUGAUGGUUGUUGAGACCAAAGAGGGCGUUAGCAGACGAAUUGGCAUUGGAGAGAUUAAUCUCCGUAAAUGGAUCUCUGCUCCCCGUGAAUCUCGGAACUUCGUGCUAGUCUAG
Aspergillus sclerotioniger CBS 115572 is the source of this 2063-nucleotide messenger RNA. Its product is annotated as HET domain-containing protein. Lineage: Eukaryota; Fungi; Ascomycota; Eurotiomycetes; Eurotiales; Aspergillaceae. The record is from RefSeq and is a predicted model, not a curated record. Bases 42 to 2063 code for a protein of 673 amino acids. The transcript has 2 exons.